Messenger RNA from Camelina sativa (false flax), 1081 nucleotides. RefSeq names its product protein PARTING DANCERS-like. Gene Ontology annotation, biological process: resolution of meiotic recombination intermediates. The record is from RefSeq and is a predicted model, not a curated record. NCBI's taxonomy places the organism in Eukaryota, Viridiplantae, Streptophyta, Magnoliopsida, Brassicales, Brassicaceae.
UUUUUGGUCGUCCGCCAAAAAUAUUUUCGUCUUUCAAAAACUCUCUCUCUCUCUCUCCCUGACUCUGAGGUUGUUCUUCGUCAAUGGCGACGGCGGGAUCAUCAAGCUACAGUGUCCCAACAGAUCAUCAAGUUCCUUCAUCUCUCGUGAAUCCAGGGAACGGUGUUUGUAUGAUGAGCAAGGCGUGGAAAGAGGAACAACAACCUUCGCUCAUCAGUUUCGUAUCUUCGUUUCUUCGCUCUAACUCCUUCCGUCUUAAAUUUGUCUCUAUUUCACCUGAUCUGAUCUUCAACUGUGGGGGUGUUUCUGUUGCUUUCGUUUUUGUGACCAAGUGGGAUUGUUCCAAUGUUGCCUCCAUCUUCAGCAGAGUAAAGAGGCUGAAAGGACAAUUUUCGCAACUUUAUGUUGUUGCCACACUUUCAACUAAAGAGCAGAGUGAUUCUUUCAUGCGAUAUUACUUCGAAUAUGAGAUGGAGUUUGGGAAACCUGCAUUUAUACAAGUCAUUGAUGCUGAGAUGGGAUUCGAGAAGAUUGUUAAGAUUGCUCACUCUCGUGGGGCGUGUAAGCAGCAGAAGGUGGCGUCUAUACUCAAGGUUGAGAGAAAGCGAACAGUGCAGGAUACAGACAUUUUCAUCAGAGUUGUAACAUCAAUACCCAACAUUAACAAACAUGAUGCAAACACGCUAUACCAAGCUAUAGGUUCAAUCGAAGCAAUCGCUAAAGCAUCCAAAGAAGACAUUUUAGCAAACACAGAUCUCUCCUCUGAAAAGGCCGAGACACUCACCAGGUUUUUCCAAGAUCCCCAGUUCUACCUCACCCCCAAAUUCAACUGAUGAUGACUGCAGAAACAGUUUUUCGAAAGGUACCACUCAAAGACUCUCUUCGUAGUCCUUUGCUAUGGCUAUAAUAAUAAACACAGCUAUAGGAGUCAGUACCAGGUAAGUAUAACGACUCACUUCUUUACCUUUGCUAGCUGUAUCUGAAUAACAGUACUUUACUUACAUUUGUUCCGGUUAAAGUGUUUAGAUGAUGUUUAGUAUCUGAACUUAAUCAAUAAAGAUGGGUACCAAUACUUUUGAUA